AUGGUCACCAUAACUCUGACCGUGUGCGGCUGUUGGCAACCGGAAUCGUGGAGCUCGCCCACGAAAACGGUCCUCUAUCAAGCCUACACGGUGAUCAUAAUCUCGAUGGUCCUUUGGGUCACGUUCUGCGAGUUCAUGGACAUAUUGCUGUACGUGGAGACGCAGGACGAGUUCGCGGACAACCUCUACAUAUUCGUGUCGAUGCUGGUCGGCUGCCAGAAGAUAUUGAACAUGCUGCUGUGCCGGAAGAACAUCGCCGGCCUGCUGAACACCUUCGACGAGGAGCCCUUCGCGCCCCGGAACCAGGAAGAGGACGACGUUAGGUCCAGAUUCGACAAGGCCAUGCACACGAACACGAUCCUGUACACGACUCUGCUGACAGUGACCUGCAGCACUUUUUCAACGGCGGUCUUCUUCAAGUCCGAGAAAUGGCCGCUGGUGUUCAGGGCAUGGUCGCCUUACAAUUACUCAACCGUCGGCCUGUACCUUCCGACUGUCAUUCAGCAGAGCCUGGCGCUGCAAUAUGGCGCCAUGGGUCACGUAGCAUGCGAUGCUCUGUUCUGCGGAUUAAUUGUCCACAUGUGCAGCCAGUUCGAGAUCCUUGGACGUCGUCUGAACGGGAUCAAGAGGGGCGAGAUCGGGGCAGUGAAAUCGUGCAUUCGUUGCCACGACAGGCUCUGCCGGUUUGUUCCGAACGUUUGUUCUAUAAUAUAUAUCCUCCCCUCGAUAUAUGCCAGAGAGUUGAACGAACAGUUCAGAAUGGUAAUCUCGUUGCAAUUCCUGGCAAGCGGGGUGGUCGUGUGCUUCAACCUCUACAGACUGACGCAAUCUAUAGACCUGGGCUCGAAAUUGCCGGUGUUGAUCACGUACAGUGCCAGCAUCAUGUCCCAGAUAUUCAUCUACUGCUGGUACGGGAACGAAGUGAAGCUGAAGAGCAUCGAAAUCUCUGACGUAGUCCAAGGUAUGAACUGGACGGAGCUCGACAAGAUCCAGAAGAAAAUGAUUUUGAUGAUGAUGUGCCGCUCCAUGGUGCCCAUCGAGUUCAACGGCAUCCACGUCGCAACGUUGAACCUGCAAUCAUAUAUGUCCAGGGUCCUCUAUUGCACCUAUUCGGCCUUCGUGUGGCUCGUUCUGCACCUGUUGUCGGCCUCCCAGUUCUGCGACUUGUUCAUCAACGUCAAGACUCAGGACGACUUCACCGACAACUUCUACGUGACGCUGUCGGUCCUCUGCAUCUGCGUGAAGAUGAGCAACCUGCUGCUGGCGCGCAGGCAUCUUGGGAACAUGAUCGAGAGGAUCCAGAAGGAGCCGUUCUCGCCCACCAGCGUCGAGGAGGAGGAGAUUCGAACGAGAUACGAUAGAUUGGCCAGAAGGAACGCGGUUGUCUACACGAUCGCUAUCAACAGUUACGUGGUGUCGACUUGCGCGAUGUCCCUGUUCACCGGCUACAGGAAGCACAAGCUGCUGUACAGGGCGUGGCUGCCGUACGACUACUCCACUGCGGUUCGUUUCUCCGCUGCGUACAUUCACCAGGUUGUGGCACUGUUCUACGCCGGGCUGAUCACGGUCGCCAGCGAUUCUCUGUUCAACGGCUUCCUGAUCCACACGUACUGCCACUUCGAGAUCCUCAAGCAUCGACUGGAAACGAUCGCGACAGAGAAGAGCUGCUCGUUGAAGCGUUGCCUCCACUUGCACGACCGCAUUUACACAUACGCGAAUACACUGAACAGCCAAUUCAAGGUGAUCAUGGUGAUCCAGUCGAUGGUCAGCAUCGUGACAGUGUGCUGCAAUCUGUACCAGUUGACGCAGAAGAAUCUGGGCUCGAAGUUCCUGGAAGUAAUAGUUUACUCGUUCAACACCCUCGUACAGAUCUUUUACUACUGUUGGUACGGGAAUGAGAUCAAACUGAAGAGCCUCGAUGUCCCAAGGUCCGCGUUCGAAUGCAACUGGACGAUCCUGGACGACAAGGCCAAGAAGUUUCUCUUGAUGAUGAUCAAGCGUGCCAAAGUUCCCAUCGAAUUCUCCGUCGUUCACGUUGUGUCGAUGGACCUCGAGAUGUUCACAAAGAUACUGAAGACUUCUUACUCGGCGUACAAUCUGAUGCAGUGA
This is a messenger RNA of Megalopta genalis, 2109 nucleotides long. The record is from RefSeq and is a predicted model, not a curated record. Lineage: Eukaryota; Metazoa; Arthropoda; Insecta; Hymenoptera; Halictidae.